AAAUUGUUUGUUGUAGUCUUUUGUAUCUUUUUUGUUCCAAAUUGAUUCAAUUUUCAUCCUGGUUGUUGAAUUCGGCAACAACAUUCUUGCCACCUUCGUGUUGAUUGUUUACCACCGUAGAGUUAAUUUCCAAGAACCAAUUUUUGAAAAGAAACUUUCUUUUUUUCUUUUUCUUGGCGUGAUUUCCCUGUUUGAUUAACUUAGCUUUGUGCGAAAAGAUCUAAGAAAAUUAAAAUCGUUGAUUCUAUUGAAUUGGUGAUGGUGUUGGCAGAUUUAGCUGAUCUUGAAGAUAUUCAAGAUGGCAGGAUCGAAGGAGAAUAAUCCAGGAGUAAUCAGGCCCUCUCACCGUCAAGGGGAGGAAUUGGUGGGGGCAAGAAGAGGGAAGUUUGGUACUGAAGCUGCAAUCUGUCAAACCAAUAGGAGGGCUUUAAGUGUCAUCAAUCGGAACAUAAUCGGAGCUCCUCCAUAUCCCAAUGUUGUUCACAAGAGAGCCCUUUUGACAGAGCAAAAUGCAGUCGCUAACAAGAAGAUCCCUCCAGUUCCGAUUCAUCGGCCCAUCACUAGGAAGUUGGCAGCUGAGUUGGCUACCCACCAGCAGCACCCUCUGGUUCAGGAGCCUAAGCCACCAGUUCUACAACCAGCUCCUGAACCUGAAUCAGAUGAUUGCAUUAUUGUUGAUGUGGAGGACUAUAAAUCAACUGGCGACUACCCUGUGCCAAUGUCUGUACAACACACAGAAGCUAUGAUGGAGGAAAUAGACAGAAUGGAUGCUGAAUUUGAGAUGGAAGAUGUAGACGAGGAACAUGUUGAGGACAUAGAUGCCCCUGAUAAGAAGAACACCUUAGCGGUUGUGGAGUAUAUCAAUGAUAUACAUUGUUACUACAAAAAAGCAGAGACUUUUAGCUGUGUCCCACCAAGCUAUAUGUCCCAGCAAGCUGAUAUCAAUGAGAGGAUGAGAAGCAUUCUGAUUGACUGGCUUAUUGAGGUGCAUUACAAAUUUGAAUUGAUGGAUGAGACCUUGUACCUUACUGUCAAUCUCAUCGAUAGAUUCUUAGCAGCUGUUUCUGUGGUCCGAAAGAAACUCCAACUUGUUGGAGUUACAGCAAUGCUUCUGGCCUGCAAGUACGAGGAAGUUUCUGUUCCCGUUGUUGAAGAUUUCAUUUUGAUUUCUGACAAAGCUUAUUGCAGAAAAGAAGUACUUGAAAUGGAGAGCUUAAUGAUCAACACCUUACAAUUUAAUCUGUCAGUGCCAACUCCUUAUGUCUUCAUGAAACGUUUUCUUAAAGCAGCUCAAUCUCACAAAAAGUUGGAGCUCUUGUCUUUCUUCAUUAUCGAGCUAUGCUUGGUGGAAUACGAAAUGCUGAGGUUCCCACCUUCUCUUCUAGCAGCAGCAGCCAUCUUUACUGCACAAUGCUCCCUCAACGGGUCUAAGAAUUGGAGUAUCACUUGUCAGAGUCACUCGAACUAUACUCAAGAUCAGCUUUUGGAAUGCGCGAAACUGAUGGUUGGUCUCCAUCAGAGGGCUGGCACUGGCAAGCACACCGCUGUUCACAAAAAGAUGGAGAAGAAGCCUAAAAAGUUCCUCACAGUUGCACCGUUUGAAUGCGCCUGGCGAGAUGACUUGAGGUUCAGAGAAGCAGGGAGAGGGUGUGUGGCUUUUGAUGCUUUUGCUCACAAUGAUGUGACGAUUGUGUUCCGGGAGCACGUUGGCAGUCAGCAGUAUCAUUACAAAACAGACAAUAAUCCGCACUAUACGGUGAUCAUCGGUAGUCAUAAAAACAAGAGACUAAAAAUUGAGGUCAAUGGACAAACGGUUGUGGAUGUUUCUGAGGUUGGCCUAUGUUGUUCUUCAGGAUUCCAGAGCUACUGGAUUGGUGUUUAUGAUGGUUUAAUUAGCAUUGGCAAGGGGAGGUAUCCUUUUCAAAAUCUUUGCUUUCAGUGGCUUGACACCAAACCAAAUUGCGCCGUGCAGUACAUCGGAUUAAGCAGUUGGGACAAGCAUGUUGGGUAUAGAAAUGUCAGUGUUCUGCCUCUCACACAAAAUCAUAUGUCCUUGUGGAGGCAAGUCGGCUGUGAUGAAUAUGAUAGGUUCGACUACUCUGAAGAAGAGUUGGAAAAUGAAAUUGAAGACUAUGAGAAAUGGGGACUUGAAAACUUUCUCGAGAGCUGGGAACUGUCAGACAUGUAUUUUGUUGUUGGAAAGGAGGAAAGAGUUGUCCCGGCUCACAAGCUGAUUUUAGCUGCAUCUGGUAAAUUUGAAUUUAACUCCGCUGCAGAUGAUGUCAUUAAUCUCCCUGAUGUGAAUUAUCAAAUUCUACAUGCAUUUCUGCAAUAUAUUUACGAGGGCUGUACUCAGAUUCCCGAGCCACAUCUUAAUUCCUUGAGAGAUCUUAGUUUACGAUUUGAAGUACUACCUUUGACGAAGCAAUGUGAGCAGGUCAUUGAAAGGUUUAAUCUCAACCGACAGUUAUUUGACUCGGGUAAGAAUGUGGAGCUUGCAUAUCCAAAUCCCGGGCUCCGCACCUAUGCUACCUUCCCAACUGGCCUACCCAUCGAUGCACAUCGGCUUAUGCAAUUUCAAUUGGAUGGUAAAUACUGUGAUGUUGGCCUUUAUAUCGAAGGCCAUGGCCUAGUCAUGCAGGCACAUAGAAUUGUUCUUGGUUUAUGGAGCAUUCCUUUCACAAAGAUGUUCACCAAUGGAAUGAGCGAGAGUGUUGCGCCAACAAUUUGGUUGAAAGAUGUAUCUUUGGAUGCCUUUCGAGUUAUGCUCGAGUUCAUGUACCGGGGCGACUUAACUAAAGGAUCCAAUUUGGAUGUUGGAACGAAUUUUCUCCAGCUUCUGUUGUUAGCAGAUCAGUUUGGGGUUACUCUUCUUCAUCAAGAGUGCUGUAAAAUACUCCUGGAGUGCCUCUCAGAGGAUUCAGUAUGCCCAGUUCUUCUAGUGAUUGCAUCUGUUCCUUCAUGUAAACUAAUUGAAGAAACCUGCAAGAAGAAGUUCUCAGUGCACUUUGAUUAUUGUACUACUGCAAGCUGUGACUUUGUCAUGUUAGAUGAAGACACAUUUGAGAACAUCUUACAGCAUCCCGACUUGACUGUGACUUCUGAAGAAAGGGUUCUCAAUGCUAUCUUGCUCUGGUCUGUCCAAGCCAAUGAGUUGUUUUCGUGGGAAAAGGUUGAUGAAAUGCUUCAAAAUAUGACCCCCGAGAUUCUUUUUCGGGAGAGGUUGCAGUCCCUUAAUGUUUUGUUACCUCUCGUGCGCUUCACAUUGCUUCCAUGUUCCAUACUUAAAAUGUUACAGAGCAGCAACUUAAGUAAACAGAUUCCUAUUUUUGAUCAUCUGGUCAAGGAAGCCAUCUCGUUUGUAGAAUAUGGAGUUGUCUCUUCAGGAAUAGACAAUAUUGUCAGAUGUCAACACCGGCAGUCAAGUUUCAAGGAACUUCAAUACAUCUGCAAUGGGGAUAGCAACGGAGUCCUUUACUUUGCGGGCACAUCAUAUGGGAAACACCACUGGAUAAACCCUGUCUUGUCGAAGAAAGUAGCUAUUACCGCCAGCAGUCCUAUUUCAAGAUUCACGGAUCCAAAGGUUUUGGCAUCUAGGACUUAUCAGGGUACAUCUUUUGCCGGACCUAGGAUGGAGAACGGAAAAAACACAUCGUGGUGGAUGAUUGAUAUCGGUGCUGAUCAUCAGCUGAUGUGCAACUAUUACACAUUGAGGCAGGAUGGAUCCAGGGCUUUCAUGAGAUCUUGGAAUUUUCAGGGAUCAUCUGAUGGAAAGAACUGGACUAACUUGAGAGUACAUGAGGAUGAUGAGACGCUAUGCAAGCCUGGCCAGUUUGCAUCCUGGCCGAUCAUCGGCCCUAGCGCCCUGCUUCAAUUGAGAUUCUUCCGAAUCAUCUUAACAGCCCCUACCACUGAUGAUACCAAUCCAUGGAACUGUUGCAUCUGUUACUUGGAACUCUAUGGCUAUUUCCAUUGA
Oldenlandia corymbosa var. corymbosa is the source of this 3976-nucleotide messenger RNA. NCBI's taxonomy places the organism in Eukaryota, Viridiplantae, Streptophyta, Magnoliopsida, Gentianales, Rubiaceae. The record is from the annotation of a GenBank genome assembly.